Molecule: messenger RNA, 1061 nt
Organism: Colias croceus (clouded yellow)
Lineage: Eukaryota; Metazoa; Arthropoda; Insecta; Lepidoptera; Pieridae
Exons: 6
Coding region: 140-1000 (286 amino acids)
Source: RefSeq, a predicted model, not a curated record
UCUGUCAUGCCUACUGAUCAAAACGUAUCAAAAUCAUAUCUUUUUUGGAGGUUUUUUGUAAUAUAUCACAGAAUCCUUUUUUUUAUAAAUAAAUUUUUAUUUUAUACCUGCAUUAAAUAAGUUAGCACAAGUGUUCAUAAUGAAGUUACCGUUCCAUAUAAUUAUAUCGCCGAUUCUGAAGCCAUAUUUCGGUCACACCAAAUUAUUUUGUCAACAUUCCACGUUUUCUGCUAGCAUCUUCUACACAUAUUUUUAUGGUGUUGUCGGUUUGUGCUUGAGUGUACAUAAUUUAAAGCUUCACUUAGGGGAAAUGCCGCUUGAUACUUCUGGUACUUCAGUUAAUCCUGUUUCUCGAGAUGCUAUGUUGGUGCAUGACCUCAAAAUUAUUGCGACAUCUCUGGGAUUGAUACAAUACGCAUGUUUGAUACUAGGAUGUUUCACUCUAAAUUCAACAAACACUGAAAGCAACGACGGUGUCCGGGUCAAACUGAGGGCGUUGCUAGUUGCACUUUUAGGCGUGUCUAUGUCCGCUUGUGCCUUCGCCUCACAGCCCGUGGAAUUGGAACUGGACGAUGAAGACGUCGCUCAAAAGCUUAAUAAUGUCAGCUUUGCUAGGCGCAUUACAAAACCAACAAUAAGAUUAGUCAUGGGGUACGGGAAAUUGAGUGCCUUCGUCACCGCUGCUACAUCCCUAUUGCUGCUGAUUGCCGUAAUGUCAAAGCGUUCAUGGUGUCGUCGUGGUGCCCGCUGGUUAGCCGCACCCGCGCUCCUCGUGACCGCGCUAGAAGCUACUUCCGACGCUAGCGACGCCAUACUAGCCGCUCUGUUGCGCGGAUCCGUCGAACCGUUGAGGAUCGCACUACAGACGGUGGCCGCUUGUAUACUGAUCACCGUGGAGAUUUUGGUUUGGUUUUUUAUCGCAAAAUUCUUUGAAUACAAUCCAUCUUUAACUCCGGACGAACCCAAGAAAGACGUUGUGAUUGAACCAAUUUCACAGUAAAGCAACUCGUUAUCAUGCAGAUAUUUUGAAUUAUAAUUUUACAAAAUAAACACAUUUCUCA